AUGGUACUUGUGUCUGCCUUGCUAGGCACUCAGUUCAGCUCAAGCAGGGAAACUGCAUCUCAAAAACCUGACACACCGGCCUCCCAGAAACCUGACAAACCGGGCUCUCAGAAAAACGAGAAGCUGGCCUCUCAGACACAUGACAAACCAGCCUCUCAGAAACCUAUCAAACCGGCACCCCGGAAACUUGACAAACCGGCCUCUCAGGAACACGACAAAUCGGCCUCUCAGAAACAUGACAAACAGGACUCUCAGAAACUUAACAAACCGGCCUCUCAGACACCCAACAAACCAGGCUCUCAGAAACCUGACAAACAGGACUCUCAGAAACUUAACAAACCGGCCUCUCAGACAACCGAGAAACCAGCCUCUCAGAAACCUGCCUCUAAGAAACCCGACAAAACGGCCUCCCAGAAACCUGACAAACCGGCCUCUCAGGAACAUGACAAAACGGCCUCUCAGGAACAUGACAAACAGGACUCUCAGAAACUUAGCAAACCGGCCUCUCAGACACCCAACAAACCGGGCUCUCAGAAACCUGACAAACCGGCCACUCAGAAACCUGACAAAGAGGGCUUACAGAAAUAUGACAAACCGGCCUCUCAGAAACCUGACAAACCAUCCUCUCAGAUACGUGUCAAAUCAGCCUCUCAGACACCUGACAAACCAGCAUCUCAGAAACCUGCCUCUAAGAAACCCGACAAAACGGCCUCCCAGAAACCUGACAAACCGGCCUCUCAGGAACAUGACAAAUCGGCCUCUCAGGAACAUGACAAACAGGACUGUCAGAAACUUAACAAACCGGCCUCUCAGACACCCAACAAACCGGGCUCUCAGAAACCUGACAAACCGGGCUCUCAGAAACCUGACAAACCGGCCACUCAGAAACCUGACAAAGAGGGCUUACAGAAAUAUGACAAACCGGCCUCUCAGAAACCUGACAAACCAUCCUCUCAGAUACGUGUCAAAUCAGCCUCUCAGACACCUGACAAACCAGCCUCUCAGAAACCUGGCAAACAGGGCUUACAGAAACCUGACAAACCGGCCUCUCAGAAACAUGACAAACAAGGCUUACAGAAACCUGACACACCGGGCUCUCAGAAACCUGACAAAUAG
Molecule: messenger RNA, 1116 nt
Organism: Liolophura sinensis
Lineage: Eukaryota; Metazoa; Mollusca; Polyplacophora; Chitonida; Chitonidae
Product: proteoglycan 4-like
Exons: 4
Coding region: 1-1116 (371 amino acids)
Source: RefSeq, a predicted model, not a curated record